Molecule: messenger RNA, 1111 nt
Organism: Tribolium castaneum (red flour beetle)
Lineage: Eukaryota; Metazoa; Arthropoda; Insecta; Coleoptera; Tenebrionidae
Gene: nw
Exons: 4
Coding region: 101-1018 (305 amino acids)
Source: RefSeq, a predicted model, not a curated record
AGGGAUAGGGGGAAGUUGCAUCCGGUAAUCACAGCCACAAAAACAACAAGCGAUUGUAAAGCUUCUCAGUCGGCGAGUUCGCUUUUGAUAAAGAAACAUCAUGGGUUACGUUAGUGGUUUAUCUGCUGUUUUAAUAUUUUUUAUUAGUUUGUCCACCGGGCAAAGAAUAACCACCAUCCAGCUCGAUGGCGUCCAGUACUUCGUCAGCAGGAUGAACCCUUACUCGCCCGAAUUGAACUACUACCUGGCUUACCAGUACUGCAGGUCUUUAGGGCUCCAAUUAGUCUCGUUUGAAACUAAAGAAAAAGCAGACUCGAUCACCCAAUACCUCAAAAACGCCGGCUACGACAAAUUCGAUUUCUGGACUUCGGGGAAUCGGCUCGGGACUCACAUGUUCCUCUGGAUGAGCACCGGACUCCCCUUUAACGCCACUUUCAACUACAUGAGAAAAGCGGACGGCGAGGACGAGAACGGGGCCACUAUUUCCGACAUCGUCAGCGGCAGCACUAGCCCUCAGAGAACCGCAAGGGAGAGUAGCGAUAGCGGGUCGGCCAACGGGUGCGUGGUCCUGAAGGCCCCGAACUUCGAGUGGGAUACUGACGAUUGCGUGUCAAUUAAAGAUUUCAUUUGCGAGCAAACCCGUUGCUAUUAUUACAAUUAUGGUUCUAUUCCUGUGUCCACUGCGCAGGGGAAACCAAAACCCACAGUUACGACCACUCAGUCGACUCCGACGACCGAAAGUAUCAAAAAUAACUUUAUUCAUAUUAGUAAUAUUAUAAAUAAGCUUCGCUCAACUCAAACAGCUAAAAAAUCGGACAAACUGGAUGAUUCUGCAAUUCUGACUGACAAGGAGAAUUUGGAGCAGGCCACAAAUGGUCCGUACGACAAUUUUAACUCGCACGAUGAAUUGCAAGAUGAUCCGGCAGCUAUCGCUGAUCAGGCUUCUGAUUACGUCUCCACUAUUCAGCCUGAGAAGCUCAUCACCACCAUCGAUCCUUCCAAUCCGUCCAUGAAUUAGUAUUUAUUGUAUGUGAUGUCAUGUAUUACAUUCUCUGUAUUUUUAUAGCAGUUUAAUGUAGCAGUAAACAGUAAUAAAGACAUUCUUUUUUAA